This is a messenger RNA of Oryza sativa Japonica Group (Japanese rice), 1877 nucleotides long. Its product is annotated as pentatricopeptide repeat-containing protein At4g21705, mitochondrial. Lineage: Eukaryota; Viridiplantae; Streptophyta; Magnoliopsida; Poales; Poaceae. Gene Ontology annotation, cellular component: mitochondrion. Gene Ontology annotation, molecular function: protein binding. The record is from RefSeq and is a predicted model, not a curated record.
UUCAACCCAAGAGGCCCAAAAGGGAGGAAAACCCCAGUUAACCCCCAUGGCCGCCUCCUCUUCCUUCCUCGCCGCCGGCCGCCGCCUGAUCCGCCUCGGCUGCGGCAGGCUCCUCCCCGCCGGCCACGCGCGAUCCCAUGGCUCCACCCCUGCCCUCAUUCGAGCCGCCGCCGCCGCCUCCUCCCCCGCCUCUCCUCGCGGCCACAGCGGGGGGAGGAAGCCGGCGCGGCCCCCGAGCCUGCAGUCCACGCUGUGGCCGCUGGGCCACCCGGGCACGCUCCUGGUGCCGGAGAUCGAGCGGUGGGCGGCCAAGCCAGGCAACCGCCUCCGCCACGUCGAGCUCGAGCGCAUCGUCAAGGAGCUCCGCAAGCGACGCCGCCACCGCCAGGCCCUCGAGGUCUCUGAAUGGAUGAAUGCCAAGGGACAUGUAAAAUUUCUGCCAAAGGAUCACGCUGUUCACCUGGAUUUGAUUGGUGAAAUUCAUGGAAGCAGUGCAGCCGAGACUUACUUCAACAACCUGCCAGAUAAAGAUAAGACAGAAAAACCCUAUGGUGCACUUCUUAACUGCUACACACGGGAACUCCUGGUUGAAAAAUCGUUGGCUCAUUUUCAGAAGAUGAAAGAGUUGGGUUUUGUGUUUUCCACACUCCCCUACAACAACAUCAUGGGUCUGUAUACGAACCUAGGGCAGCAUGAAAAGGUUCCUUCAGUAAUUGCAGAGAUGAAAAGCAAUGGUAUCGUUCCUGACAAUUUCAGCUACAGAAUAUGCAUUAACUCUUAUGGCACAAGGGCUGAUUUUUUCGGGAUGGAAAACACCCUUGAAGAGAUGGAGUGUGAACCUAAAAUCGUUGUUGAUUGGAACACGUAUGCUGUCGUGGCAAGCAACUACAUUAAGGGCAACAUAAGGGAGAAAGCAUUCUCUGCCUUAAAGAAAGCAGAAGCAAAAAUAAAUAUAAAAGAUUCAGAUUCCUAUAACCACCUGAUUUCCUUGUAUGGACAUCUGGGGGACAAAUCAGAGGUCAAUAGGCUGUGGGCGCUCCAAAUGUCGAACUGCAAUAGGCAUAUUAAUAAGGAUUACACUACAAUGCUUGCAGUGCUCGUGAAACUUAAUGAGAUUGAAGAAGCUGAAGUGUUGCUGAAAGAGUGGGAGUCGAGCGGAAAUGCAUUUGACUUCCAAGUUCCAAAUGUCCUGCUCACUGGAUACCGCCAGAAGGACUUGCUGGACAAGGCUGAGGCACUUCUGGAUGAUUUCUUGAAGAAGGGAAAGAUGCCUCCUUCAACCAGCUGGGCAAUUGUGGCAGCUGGCUAUGCGGAGAAAGGUGAUGCUGCGAAAGCAUAUGAGCUGACAAAGAAUGCCCUAUGUGUAUAUGCUCCAAAUACUGGUUGGAUCCCUAGGCCUGGGAUGAUUGAGAUGAUACUUAAGUAUCUUGGAGAUGAAGGUGAUGUCGAGGAGGUUGAAAUUUUCGUUGAUCUGCUGAAAGUUGCUGUGCCACUGAACUCAGAUAUGACUGACGCUUUGUCAAGGGCUCGAAUGAGAGAAGAAAAGAAGGUUAAAGAUGCAGUGUAAGCACUAUGAUGAAGAAGAUAAUGUUUCACGAGCUCUCAAGGCUGCUCUUUGGUCUGCACUGACACUUUGUUCUUGCUGCAUUUCUUCUUCUCGUUUUUUUUUCUUUUUUAGGAGAAUGUGGGUGGGGGAUGGUAACCAAAAUGAGAUAUUAUCUGACAUACAGUAGUUCUGGUAACAUUGUCUGUACCUGAGUACCUGAGUGAACUUGUUAUCACUCGAUUGGUCACUUUAAGUAUGUUGCUGGGAUUCUCAGCAAUAGUUAUAUUGCUUGAGUUAUAACGAUCGUAGAGCCAAAAUCACUCAAAAUGUA